Vicia villosa (hairy vetch) is the source of this 1101-nucleotide messenger RNA. RefSeq lists its product as uncharacterized. The record is from RefSeq and is a predicted model, not a curated record. The transcript has a single exon. Bases 1 to 1101 code for a protein of 366 amino acids. Lineage: Eukaryota; Viridiplantae; Streptophyta; Magnoliopsida; Fabales; Fabaceae.
AUGAUAAUCUCUCAUACGGUUGCAACUUACAAUUACACUCCAUCUUAUAGAAAGGCGUGGCUGGCGAAAACCAAAGCAAUCAAACUUGUGUAUGGCAAUUGGGAGGAUUCGUACAAACAACUUCCACGUUUCUUAUCUGCGCUUCAGAUUUAUGCUCCUGGAACCGUUACUAUUUUAGAGACCCUUCCGGCGCAAUCUCCAGAAGGAACGUGCCUUCAAGGAAAUGUGAUAUUCCACAGGGUUUUCUGGGCUUUCCGCACAUGUGUUCAAGGAUUUGCAUAUUGCAAACCAAUUCUUCAAAUAGAUGGCACUUGGUUGUACGGUAAAUAUAAGGGGACCUUGUUGAUGGCUGUGGCACAAGACGGAAAUAGUAACAUUUUUCCUGUUGCGUUCGCUCUUGUGGAAGGAGAAACUGUGGGAGGUUGGGGUUUCUUUCUCAGAAAUCUUCGGACACACGUUUCUCCCCAACCUGGGCUCUGUUUGAUUUCAGAUAGGCAUGCUUCCAUCGAGAGUGCGUACAAAAAUCCAGCAAACGGUUGGCAAGACCCACCUUCAACGCACGUUUACUGUAUUCGGCAUAUCGCACAAAAUUUCAUGCGAGAGAUAAAGUAUAAGGUUCUUCGGAAGACUCUUGUCAAUGCUGGAUAUGCCUUAACUCAACCGACGUUCCAGUAUUAUCGACACGAAAUCGUAUUGUCAAAUCCAGAGGAAGGCAUAUGGAUAGAUAAUCUAGCUAAAGAGAAAUGGACCAGAUCCUACGAUAACGGGCAGCGAUUGGGGCACAUGACUACAAAUCUUGUGGAGUCUAUGAACGGAGUAUUUAAGGGCAUUAGACACCUUCCGAUUACUGCCUUGGUGCAAGCAACCUACUUUAGGAUGGCUUCUAUUUUCACAAGAAGAGGUGAGCGGUGGAGUGCAGUUUUAGAAUCCGGACAAGUAUUCAGCGAAACCUGCGUCAAAUUCAUGAAAGAACAAUCUUCCAAAGCCAACAGCCCAAAUGUUAUAUCUUACAACCGAUUCAACCAGACCUUCAGUGUCAAAGAAACAAUUGACCAUAAUGAGGGCCUUCCGAGACAACAAUACAGGGUUCUUACAAAAUAA